Phyllostomus discolor (pale spear-nosed bat) is the source of this 964-nucleotide messenger RNA. It is a transcript of the gene RS1, whose product is annotated as retinoschisin 1. The transcript is spliced from 6 exons. The record is from RefSeq and is a predicted model, not a curated record. NCBI's taxonomy places the organism in Eukaryota, Metazoa, Chordata, Mammalia, Chiroptera, Phyllostomidae. The coding region runs from base 71 to 745 and encodes 224 amino acids.
GUUAAGCUCCUGCUACUGGGGAAGCUCUCCACUUGGAUAACAUAGAACUGUGGCCAAGGACAAGGGGAGAAUGCCACGCCAGAUAGAAGGCUUCUUGCUUUUACUUCUGUUUGGCUAUGAAGCCACACUGGGAUUAUCAUCUACUGAGGAUGAGCCCGAGGACCCCUGGUACCACAAAGCAUGCAAGUGUGACUGCCAACGAGGUGUCAAUGCCCUGUGGUCUGUGGGAACCACCUCCUUAGACUGCAUACCAGAAUGCCCCUAUCACAAGCCCCUAGGUUUCGAGUCAGGAGAGGUUACACAAGACCAGAUCACCUGCUCCAACCCUGAGCAAUAUGUGGGCUGGUAUUCGUCAUGGACUGCCAACAAGGCCCGGCUCAACAGUCAAGGCUUUGGGUGCGCCUGGCUCUCCAAGUUCCAGGACAGCAGCCAGUGGUUACAGAUAGAUCUGAAGGAGGUCAAGGUGAUUUCAGGGAUCCUCACCCAGGGUCGCUGUGACAUUGAUGAGUGGAUGACCAAAUACAGCGUGCAAUAUAGGACCGAUGAGAGCCUGAACUGGAUUUACUAUAAGGACCAGACUGGAAACAACCGGGUCUUCUAUGGAAACUCAGACAGAACCUCCACAGUCCAGAACCUGCUGCGGCCCCCCAUCAUUUCCCGCUUCAUCCGACUGAUCCCGCUGGGCUGGCAUGUCCGCAUCGCCAUCCGGAUGGAGCUGCUGGAGUGUGUCAGCAAGUGCACCUGACGCCUGCGCAGCUCAGCUCCUGCCAUGGAUGGAGGGUGCAGAGCAGCCUGCAGGGCAGGGGCGGGGCGGGGGGGGGGUGUCUGACACACCACCCUGACAAAUGGGGGCUACAUUUUACAAGCUCUCUUCAAUGCAGAGCUGAAUAGAGAAUAUUUCUUUCUUUCUGUUUUUUAAGAUUUGGUUUCCAAUUUCAAUGAAAAAAAAAAAAAAAGAAAAAUG